Hyla sarda is the source of this 1111-nucleotide messenger RNA. RefSeq names its product tenomodulin (gene TNMD). Gene Ontology annotation, biological process: negative regulation of endothelial cell proliferation; negative regulation of angiogenesis. The record is from RefSeq and is a predicted model, not a curated record. The coding region runs from base 44 to 982 and encodes 312 amino acids. The transcript has 7 exons. Lineage: Eukaryota; Metazoa; Chordata; Amphibia; Anura; Hylidae.
UCCAUCCAUCCGUCCAUCCAUCCCGCAGACCGUCCUGACCAAUAUGAAGGGGGACGAUCACCUGGAGGAGAGCGCGCUGCAGCAGGGAGAAAUAUCAAAACCGCAAAAAAGGAAUUUCAAGAAAUGUGCAAUUCUGUCAGUGUGUGUGUGCUUCCUGAUGAUCCUGACACUUCUCAUGCUGCUUUUCUUCCUGAAGGAUUUUUGGAAACAGAUGCCAGAAAAGGUCUACGACGCGGAAUACAAAUUCUUCAGCGACGGCGAGAAGACGACUGUCCUGAUGGAGAUUGAUCCACGGAACAGAAUGGAGAUUUUCUGGACGGAGAACGGCUCGGAUACGGCGGUGGAGAUCCACGACUUCAAACACGGAAUUACUGGAAUCUACUUUGCUGGACUUGAAAAAUGUUUCAUUAAGACUCAGAGUAAAGAAAUCCCGGUGGUAGAAGAGACGGAGCUGGAGGUGGUUGAGGACGGUGAAGUCUUCACCACAGUCUAUGAGCAGAACACCUUCUGGAUCCCCUCAGAGACCCCCAUAGAGGAUAAAGAUUUCCUGAAGAAUUCCAGGAUCCUGGAUCUGUGUCACAAUAAAUCUGUGCACUGGAUCUUCCCUGCUUCUCCGUCAGUUCCUGAAUUUCAAGAUUUUGAUGAUGGAGAAAAUGAGAAGUCGUCCGCACAAGAAAAAUUACUUCUCCCUCAAGAUGAAAGAUCUGAGAAGCAGAACGGGAAGCGCGAGUCCAGAUCUCUGACCGAGGAGGACCUGCCGGUCAAUGACUAUAGAGAAGUUGGCCUUGACUUCCAUCCACUGUGGGACAAUAUGGGAUACUGCUGCACCCACUGCCGCCGUGGACAGAGAUACUGCCGGCGGGUGUGUGAGCCCCUCUUGGGGUAUUACCCCUAUCCUUACUGUUACGGUUCAGGGCGAGUGAUCUGCAGGAUAAUAAUGCCCUGUAACUGGUGGGUGGCCCGGAUGCUGGGCAGGGUAUAAACUCUAUAUUAUACAUUCGAUGUGGAGUAAGAACAGUCACCCCGGCGUCCUGUGUUAUCUCAGAGUCACAACUCCUCGUCCAUCAUUAGUGUUGAGCACGAAUAUUCGUAAUGCUAAUUUUUAUGGCGA